Myotis lucifugus (little brown bat) is the source of this 1643-nucleotide messenger RNA. It is a transcript of the gene RSPO1, whose product is annotated as R-spondin 1. The transcript is spliced from 6 exons. Lineage: Eukaryota; Metazoa; Chordata; Mammalia; Chiroptera; Vespertilionidae. The record is from RefSeq and is a predicted model, not a curated record. Bases 334 to 1131 code for a protein of 265 amino acids.
CCGGGACAGUCGUGCGGCGGCGGGUGAGCGGGCGCGCCCUCGCCCCUCCCGAGUCUGCUACCGCCGGGCUGGCAGCGCGGAGGUUGGGUUUUGGAGGUGUCCCUGAUGAAGUGACAAAUUCUGCCAAGUGCCUUUGAGGAAAGCUCUCUGGACCUCCUUAGGGGCCGAUAGAGAAGUGGACUCCCCAGCGGAAAUCAUGGUGGAAUUGGGACACGGCCCAGGCCUGGGCCUCCUGCUGCUGACCCAGCCCCGGAGGCGUUAGCAAGAGCCCUGCGCCAUCCAUCACCCCAAAGACCACCCCUCCUGCCAGGGGCCUGGAGCUGGCGAGUGACUAUGCGGCUUGGGCUGUGUGUGGUGGCCCUCGUUCUCAGCUGGAUGCAUCUCACUGCUGGCAGCCGGGGGAUCAAGGGGAAGAGACAGAGGCGGAUCAGUGCCGAGGGGAGCCAGGCCUGCGCCAAAGGCUGUGAGCUCUGCUCUGAGGUCAACGGCUGCCUCAAGUGCUCACCCAAGCUGUUCAUCCUGCUGGAGAGGAACGACAUCCGCCAGGUGGGCGUCUGCUUGCCGUCCUGCCCGCCUGGAUACUUCGAUGCCCGCAACCCCGACAUGAACAAGUGCAUCAAAUGCAAGAUUGAGCACUGCGAGGCCUGUUUCAGCCACAACUUCUGCACCAAGUGUAAGGAGAGCCUGUACCUGCACAAGGGCCGCUGCUACCCGGCCUGCCCCGAGGGCUCCGCAGCUGCCAACGGCACCAUGGAGUGCAGCAGUCCUGCACAAUGUGAAAUGAGCGAGUGGUCCCUGUGGGGGCCGUGCACCAAGAGGAAGAAGCUCUGUGGUUUCCGGAGGGGCUCUGAGGAGCGGACGCGAAGGGUGCUCCAUGCGCCUGGGGGCGACCAUGCCAUCUGCUCCGACACCAAAGAGAUCCGGAGGUGCACAGUGCGGAGGACGCCCUGUCCUGAGGGGCAGAAGAGGAGGAAGGGAGGCCAGGGCCGGAGGGAAAAGGCCAACAGGAACCCGAGCAGGAAGGAGAGCAAGGAGGCAGGCACUGGCUCUCGGAGACGCAAGGGCCAGCAGCAGCCGCAGCAGCAGCAGCAAGGGACAGUGGGGCCGCUCACAUCUGCCGGGCCCACCUAGGGACCCUCCUCAGCCUCGAGGCCCGUGCAGAAAGAGGGACGGAAGCUUUACUGAACUGGAGCCCUGGAGGGCAACAUGGACACACACUGCACACGUACAUGGACACACACACACAGCGACCCCCAUGUCCAAACAUGGAAUCAACAAACAUGCAAACGUGUGUGUGCACACACACACACACACACAUAAACACACAUACACACUCGAGGCGACCGGAAGACACUUCUAUGCCUUGGACAUCAUGAUAUGAACAGGGCAGGGAGGUGGACGGGUCAUCUCUGCCAGGAAGAGGCCCCGGCAGCACACACUUGGUUUGUGAUGCUCCCUGUGGACACGACGGAGAGAACAUUUCCCGGCGUCCAGGUGCAGCCUUUGCCGAGGGGAGCCUUCGGGAGGAGCCGGAGCACCAGCCCCCUGUGGCAGACAGGAGCCGAAGCGUGAGGACUGUUCUGCAUUUCCAGCGGUGUGACCUGAUCGUUGUUACCCAUCCAUGAUCUACAUCAGGGCUGCCC